Molecule: messenger RNA, 997 nt
Organism: Manduca sexta (tobacco hornworm)
Lineage: Eukaryota; Metazoa; Arthropoda; Insecta; Lepidoptera; Sphingidae
Product: trypsin, alkaline C-like
Exons: 4
Coding region: 110-901 (263 amino acids)
Biological process (GO): proteolysis
Molecular function (GO): serine-type endopeptidase activity
Source: RefSeq, a predicted model, not a curated record
UAUCGCUAUCAAAAUUUAAGUAGACAUAGAUUAAGAUAAACUCUGGGUAUCAAUAUAUAAAAGCCAAGCCCGUUAGCGAAGCGAAACAGCUAAAAGAAUUCAAUUAACAAUGAAAGUAGUAUUUCUGUUGGCCUUACUUGGCACCGCCUUGGCGGCGCCAAAGAGCGUAAGCCGCAUUGUAGGCGGUUCACCCACCACAAUCUACGAGUACCCAUACCUGUCUAAUAUGGAAUUUCACUUGUUGGGAAUCAUUUGGUUUCAAUUUUGCGGUGGUUCCCUGAUCACGUCAUCGGUAGUGCUUUCAGCUGCUCAUUGUUACGCUGGAGACCACCCAUCCCAGUGGCGAGUCCGUCUGGGCAGUACGUUUGUGAACACUGGUGGCAGCUUAAUCGGUGUCAGCGAACUCCUCAUUCAUCCGAAGUACUCCGGAGCCACACUAGACGCAGACGUCGCAAUCGUCCGCCUCUCCCGGCCCGCCGUCUUCUCUGAUGGCGUCAGAUCCGCUCGAAUUGCUGGACCCAACUACAAUCUUCCGGAUGGUACCCCUGUUAAUGCUGCUGGGUGGGGAGCUUUGUCUUCCGGCGGCGCAUCUCCCAGUCAGCUUCAUCAUGUACAAGUGAACAUAAUCAAUCAGGAGUUAUGCGCACAACGCUACGCUUACCUUAAGACGCAGCCCAACUUUGAGCACUGGCCUGACAUCACUGACGGCAUGCUUUGCGCCGGCAUUCUGGACGUUGGAGGCAAGGACGCUUGCCAAGGAGACUCUGGCGGUCCCCUCGCGUACAGCGGAGAUAUUGUCGUCGGAAUAACAUCCUGGGGAUACCGCUGCGCUGAUCCCUUCUAUCCGGGUGUUAAUGCUCGAGUUUCUUACUACUCCGAUUGGAUUGUAUCCAACGCCUAAAUUAAUGUAUUAUACUGAUUGUGCUUAAUUGUGCGAUUGAGACUAGUGGAUUAUAUUUUUAAAAGAAAAUAAAGCGAAAAACAUUCUUCAUUGUAA